AUCAUCACUGCUACACUGGUCUGGAUGAUUGCAGUGCAGCAACAUGGCUGUGAAUCUUAGCAAGAAUAGACUGGCCCUUUUAACAGCCUACCAGGACGUUAUCAAUGAGACGUCGGCGACCGACUGGGCCUUAUAUACAUAUGAAGACGACAGUAAUGAUUUGAUCCUGACUGCAUCAGGAGAGGGUGGGCUGGCAGAGAUCGCAGUUACCUUCGAUAACACCCGCAUCAUGUAUGGUUUCUGCAGCCUGAAAGAGCCCACCUCAGCUCUGCCCCGCUACAUCCUCAUCAACUGGGUUGGUGAAGAUGUGCCUGAUGCCCGGAAGUGUGCCUGUGCCACCCAUGUAGCUACCAUAGCCGAGUUUUUCCAGGUGGGUCUCACCAAGGGUGUUGACGUCAUCGUCAAUGCCAGCAGCAUAGAGGACAUCGACCCCUCUGCCAUCGGACAGAGACUGACCAAUGGGACCGCUCCAGUGGCCAGCCCGGUGCUCAGCCGCCUGCGAAUGAGAGACGAGGAGAACACAGAGCACGUUGGAACCACCUACGAGAAAACAAAUGCAAAGAUCGAGAUGAAGAAAAUCAAUCGAGAGGAGUUCUGGGAACAAGCCAAGCGGGAGGAGGAGUUGAGAAAAGAGGAAGAGAGAAGGAAGGCCGCAGAGGAACGGCAGCGCUUUGAGGAAGAGAGGAUGGAACUGGAGAGAAAAGAGCAGGAGGAACGAGAGAAAAGGUUCCGCGAAAGGGAGAGGCAGAUAGAGGCACACAGGAAGAAGAUGCAGGAGGAAGAGGAGGCCAAAGAGAGGUCAAGGAGUCAAUCCAUGAUUACAGAGCCCAGCAGUGAAGACCCUGCACUGGACAAGAAGGAAUCAGAGGUUGAGGAGGCAGCAGCUAUCAUUGCCCAGAGGCGCGACAACCCGCGGGAAUUCUUCAAGCAGAGAGAGAGGGCACUGACCAACAGUGUGGAUGUCUCACCAGUCACCACUCACAGGACCGGCCGCUUGGACAGUCCAUUCUUGAGGCAGCAGCACAGUCCGUCUGAUUGCAGCCCGCCCCCCUCUCGCACUCCGCCCCCCUCGCGGCGGCAGCCAGGUCUACCUGAUGACACGACUGAAGGAAUCCUGGAGCGCAGCAUGACCACCGGAUGUUCUCCUAUCCCUAAAAUCGCCAUUCAGGAGGAAAAAGACGACUUCAUUCGAAGGGAGUUUGCCUUUGAAACUCCAAAGCAAACUCCAGUGCAGGAAUCAGGCCAUGCCAAGAUAGCUCAGAGUGUUUCCCCCCAGCCAUCAUCAAACACAGACGACAGCCUGCUGGAUCUGUGGGACAGCGGUCCGGCACCAGCUACUGCCCCCUCCCAGGCUUCCCACAUCAUGGACCUGAUGGAGGACACCCCAGAGCCUCAUCUGGCUAGCUCCUCCCCCAGCCUCCCUCAGCCAAUCCUGAGCUUCGAUGAGGUACCUGACACCCCCUAUUGCACGGGCACAGAAGACGACCCCUCCAGCCUGGUGGAUGUGGCCGGACCCCACCAGAUGACCCUGAGUUACCAGCAGGCCCUGCAGCAUGCUUCCGGCUCUGACAGCCAGGACCUGGAUGACAGACAGCUGCUGUUGACCAAUGGAGACACACUGCUUAAAGAAGGGGCCCAGGCAAGUGAAGGCUAUUUCAGCCAAUCACAGGAGGAGGAUUUCGCCCAGUCAGACGACUGCACUGUAAAAGUGAAUCCAACACCAGUUUUUUACAACAAACCACCAGAAAUCGACAUAACAUGUUGGGAUACAGACCCUGUGAUGGAAGAUGACGAUUAGAAGCGACAGAGACAAAGCCUGGCGACACCUCGAAGAAAACUGAUUUUACAAAAGUUUCAGAAGUCUUGCAUCAAAAUAUUUUAGAAAAAAAAAAUUGUUAGCCACCGAAGAAAAGGACUCAGGUUAUUGUUAAAGAUGCCACUGGGUAUGAGCACUCUGGGGUUGUGUAUGUGCAUGUGUGUUUAUUAUUUAUUUCAUUUCAAUUGUUUUGCUAUGCAGAGAAUAGCACAGUGCGUAUCUAGCGCUCACCUGUGUUUUAUCGACUCCCUGUGCCUAACAGGUGUGUGUAGUAGCAGAUUAGACCAGAUUAGAUUAGAUUUCUUAAUCAACACUGAGCUCAUGUCUACUCAGUGGUUCAAUCAAGUUCAUGGUAGGACUUUCCCACAAUGUUAGCGGUUCAGGCUGGUUGCUUAGUGGAAUCACACAAUAUGUGUAUGAGUGUUACACCCAGAGGGGCUUUUGGUUUGAUGAAUCAUUUGGUCAGGAAUCUCUUCGAAGCUAAGGCAUGUCAGAACUAGAUAUUAGCCUCAGUUGAGUGCGACGACGCUCAAAUUAAGCAAACAAAACAGAGUUUGUGGGAUUACAAAAUUAUUUUGUGUUGUGCCAAUUAUUUCCAGUAUGUUGACGUUUCACCCUAUGUUGCUGUAACCGCCUUUUAGGACUUUUAGCGCCAAGUGGCAUAUGUAUAUUUUGACUACAUAUGAGACAAUGUGUAUGAACAGUGGCAUUCCUGAUUUUUGUUUUGUUUUGAACAACUGCAAUAGAAUUGGCUUCGAUUUGUUAAGAAACUUAGGCAAUAACAUUUGUAGUGGACUCUCACAUGGGAAAUGUUUUAUUUAUAUAUUCGGCAUUGUGUAUGUAUGUAUGUAUGUAUACCUGCAUAUACGUGUUUUAAAAUAAUUGGGGAGAGUCCUCUAUUAUAAAGGAGACCACAGACAUACUCUACGCAAGUACACAGACAGGAAUGCUUCGACAGAGGAAUGCAAGCACGCAAUCCCGUUGUACUGUAUGCACUUGACACAUUUUUGCGUUACUGUGACGUUAACUUCAGUCUUUGAGGGGGCAAUAGAGAUAACUUCAGAUACCAUCACCUGUCUGUGGUUCAAUGACGUGACGUGAAGUUCAAAGAUAUUUUUUUCUGGGACUUAAAGUAAAAAAUGGCAUAUUGUGUGACCGUCCAGUGACAGUAAAAAAAAGUGUCAUUAAAAGCUGACAUUCUUGAAAAAAAUAAUCCAGAAUAAUCUUUUAUGAUAAUUUCUUUCAAAAUGAUAAGCAGCUAAACAAUUUUACUUUUAAUUAUAUUUAAUAAUAAUCUUUUGUCCACCAAAUCAAAGUGGUGUUACCAACAUGUAGGUAGCCAUUUUUUUGUCAUGUGACAAAAAAUAAAUAAAAAUAAAACAGAGAGGACCACUAUAGACCUUCAAGACUGUAAAGUAAAAAAAAAAAAUAUAUAUAUAUAUAUAUAUAUAUAUAUAUAUAUAUAUAUAUAAAUAAAUA
Myxocyprinus asiaticus (Chinese sucker) is the source of this 3295-nucleotide messenger RNA. RefSeq names its product drebrin-like. Gene Ontology annotation, cellular component: dendrite; postsynaptic membrane; plasma membrane. Gene Ontology annotation, molecular function: actin filament binding. The coding region runs from base 44 to 1798 and encodes 584 amino acids. Gene Ontology annotation, biological process: neuron projection morphogenesis; positive regulation of axon extension; regulation of actin filament polymerization. The transcript is spliced from 15 exons. The record is from RefSeq and is a predicted model, not a curated record. Lineage: Eukaryota; Metazoa; Chordata; Actinopteri; Cypriniformes; Catostomidae.